Molecule: messenger RNA, 5751 nt
Organism: Eleginops maclovinus (Patagonian blennie)
Lineage: Eukaryota; Metazoa; Chordata; Actinopteri; Perciformes; Eleginopidae
Gene: pcdh12
Product: protocadherin 12
Biological process (GO): homophilic cell-cell adhesion
Cellular component (GO): plasma membrane
Molecular function (GO): calcium ion binding
Source: RefSeq, a predicted model, not a curated record
GUGGAGGAGGAUGGAGUGAGGCAGCAGCUGUAUGAGUGAGUAACAGCAGGCAGAGAGAGGCUGGCAGGAACAGACACAGGAUGAUAUCUUAAUUAUAAGCUUCUGUAAUUGUAUACUGGAGGUUUAUUUUGUUUUGGUUGUGGCUGAAAACUGAAGAAAACAUGAAUUUGCUCACCAUCUUAUAUGAUGUUUGAUACGCACAAUAUUUCUAACUUCUAUCUCUAAAAGAGAAGUUACUCCAAAUUGUAAACCAUAUAUUUUUUGUUGGUUUUAAGGACUGUCAGUUUAGCGAUCAGACAAUAGAGUAUUGUUGCUUCACGUCAUCAUGCUGCUGGCUCUGCUUCUGCUUCUGAGUCUUUGCUCUGACGCUCGCUCCUCCGAGCCGUCGUCCAUAACCAUCCAGUACCGUGUUUGGGAGGAGCAGCCGACAGGAACCCGGGUCGGCCGUCUGGUGGAUGACCUCCGUCAGAGGGACGAAGGCGGCCCUCUUGAGGAUUUCCAGGUGGUGGAGCACGGAUUAGGCCUUCCCUUCUCCGUCAGCACUCAAGACGGGGUCGUCACCACCCAGGGCCGGCUGGACAGGGAGGAGCUGUGCAGCGGAUCGGACCUGUGCGAGCUGGCGUUCAGCGUCCUCUACAGGAAGGGCGGUGCUGUCAACUGCCUGCGGGUUCGCGUGGAGGUGAUGGACCUGAAUGACCACAGUCCCACCUUCCCCAGCGCUCUGCAGGAAGUGGAGAUCUCAGAGACGGCUGGCCUCAGGAUGCGCAUCCCUCUGGACCGGGCCGUGGAUCCUGAUGCCGGGCCUAAUAGCCUGCAAAGCUACUUGCUGUCCGUCAACCAACACUUCACUCUGGAUGUAACGGCUGCGCCAGGCGGGACCAAACAGGCUGAGCUGGUGGUGAUUAAAGAACUGGACAGGGAGGUUCAGGCCACAUUUGACCUGACCCUGGUGGCUUGGGAUAAAGGGAACCCCCCCAGGUCCGGGAGCACCUUAGUCCGUGUUAAUAUUCAGGAUUCAAAUGAUAACAGCCCCGUGUUUGAGGACAGCACCCCUACUGUGGAGCUGUCUGAGGAUACAGCCCGUGGGACAACCAUCAUCAACGUCAAGGCCACGGACCCGGACCAGGGGGCCAACGGGGAAGUGGAGUAUUCGAUAAGCAAACACUCACGUCCGUUGGUUAAGAAGCUCUUCUUUGUUGACCCACAGACUGGAGCUGUGACUAUCAUUGCACCUUUGGACUACGAGGUCGAGACCUCUCAUGAAGUCAUCAUUCAGGCCCGUGAUCGCGGGCCCAAUGCCAUCCCCACACACUGCAAACUGCACGUCAAGCUGAGAGAUGUGAACGACAACGCACCGAGGAUACACAUGAACUGGGCUCCACCCAACUCACCUGUGGCGACUGUGCUGGAAGGAGCCAAAGAGGACACCUUCAUCGCCCUGGUGAUGGUUUCUGAUGCUGAUUCAGGAGAAAAUGGCAAAGUGAGAGCACACAUCAAGCAAGGAUCAGGGCCUUUUCGCCUUAAACGCAACCAACGUGAUAGUUACAUCAUCGUUACCAACGGCACCCUGGACCGGGAAAAGGAAACGCAUUACAACAUCACGGUCAUCGCCCAGGAUCAUGGGGAUCCCCCGCUGUCGUGCGUCAAACAUCUGAUCGUUCAUGUUCUGGACGAGAACGACAACGCCCCGGUGUUCUCCAACUCCGUCUAUAAUGCCUCCUUUGAGGAAAACAAUGUGGCAGGCUACCGCGCUCUCAAAGUGGAAGCCCACGAUGUGGACUUAGAGUUCAGUGGAAGAGUGUCUUACUCCAUACGCAACAUCAAUGAAGUAGAAAUGAACCCAAUACCCUUCUCCAUCCACCAGACCAGCGGUGUCAUCAGCGUCCAGAAGCCUCUAGACUUUGAGGAGUCCAACAGUUAUACGUUAAUGGUGGAGGCCGUGGACCAGGGUUAUCCACCUCUCACCAGCACGGCCUCGGUUCAAAUCGUCAUCCAGGAUGUGAACGACAACUACCCAGUCAUCAAGGAGCCAAAACCCAGAAACGGUGUGGCUUUUCUAAGUGUACCAGUCAAUACGGAGAAGGGGGAGAUUGUGACGGAGCUACGGAAUGACACAGAAGAUGGAUCCACACCUUUGCCGAUCAAUCGCUCGGUUGCAGAGGGGUUUGUUGGAUUCCUUGCGUCCACCAUAAAGGCCAAAGACCCGGACUCGGGGCUGAACGGACAACUCAGCUACCUCAUCACUGAUGAAAACCCCAAUAAACUGUUCUUAUUAGACAAGGCUACAGGUCAGCUGUUUGUUAACACCACCAAUGCCACUGAGCUAAUUGGGAAAACAUUUAAAGUGAACAUUGCUGUUUCUGACAUGGGGACGCCCAGCCUGACCACCAAGGCAACUCUAGAGGUGACUUUCAUCAAUCUCAAAGACCACCUGAAGAACUCCUCACCCGGUAACAGAGGUCAGCUCAGCUUCACCAUGAUGAUGGCGAUCUGUUUCGGUGCCACCUGCCUGCUGCUGCUGUUGGCCUUCGCUUUGGUGACGACGUUCUGCCGCCCGGAAAAACGUGACAGCCGGGCGUACAACUGCAGACAGGCCGAGUCCACCUACACCCGCCACCCUCGACGCCCGCAGAAGAACAUCAGGAAGUCGGACAUUCAGCUCAUCCCCGUCAUCAGAGGCCGAACAGACGACUCUCCUGAGGAUGAUAGUGAGUCCCAGCCACUGGCCCCGCCUCCAUUGACGUCAGACGAGGAUCAAACUGAGAGGCAGUAUACAUUAACGCCGUCCGUCAUGAACACCAGCUUCCACUCCCAAGGCUACCCAGAAGGGGAUUCCUCCCACCACGGCAAAACGCUCCGGAAACCCGCAAACAUCGAACUCGAUGGAACUCUGCCGCUGACACCCGCCUCGUCAUACAGGACUCUUCGGAAAUCCAGGAACGCUUCUUCAUCAUCUUCUUCAGUCUCUCAUUCGAGCACCUUGAAGCGGCCGACUCACUCUAAGGAAGAAGAGGCACAGCAGAGUUCCUCCACCCAGGCGACUCUCCGGAGGCCGAGGACCUCGGAGGGGCGAGGGGGGCCCGAAGCAGAACACCGGCAGAUGCUUAGAAACCUGGUUCGUCUGUCCAUGGCCGCCUUCGGAGAGUCCAUCGAGCUUUCCUCAGCUUCCCCAGAAGUGCAGCAGAUCUCCCAGCUCCUCUCUCUCCUCCGGCAGGGUCAGCUGCAGCCCCGGACAAACUUCAGAGGAAACAAAUACUCUCACCGCAACGGCAGAUAUGGAGGUCAGGACUGUUCUGAUUGGCAGAGCACUAAGGACAGCGGACACGGCGAGAGCGAGGCCGGAGACGUGGACUGGGAACCGGGAAGAGACUCCCCCAUAGACCCCCAGCUGGAGGAGGGCCUCCACAACCUGCUCAACAGCGCAGAUGACGUCUUCUCAGAGGUCAGCGACCCGGCCUGGAUGGCCCGCCUCUCUCUCCCGAUCAGCACUGAUUACCACGACAACGUUUUUGUCCCUACCGGGCCCCCGUCCCCUGAGAGUGAGCUCCCCCCCCGGGACGCCCUGGACUCCUCGUCCUUCUCCACAUUUGGUAAGACUCCAGAGAAGGACGGUCCCCUGGGGGGGGCGCUGCUCUCCGAGGUCAGCACCCUGUUUGAGAUGCUGAUGACGCAGAAGGCUGACUCCCACCCCUGGCCCACGCCCGACGUACUGUACCGCCUCUCCGCUGCGUACCGGCGUUCGCUGGGCCUCGACGCCACCGCCGCCAACACCCCAAGGAACUCUGGGAACUCUGAGAAGAGGCCCGGCCCGGCUGCCCCCCCCGGACUGUACCAAUAGCGGUAACGUCCGUUCGCUGAACACUGGAAAGACUCUGGGUAGGAGGAGGAGGAUGUUGGGAUUUAGAGGCAUUACGUGAGGAAAUAUGAUUUGAAUGACUGUAAAUAAAACCACGAUGAAUCAUUUUUUGUAGAAUCACAACUAAAAUAUAGAGGAUGUGCCACGUUCAACACUUCAGGAAACAAACAACAGUUGCCAAGAGGCUGAGGUUGCUUUCAAAAAAACAGUUUCAUCUUAUUGAUGAACAACGUCCACAGCAGCAUUUUAUGAAUAUCUUUUAAAAGUCAACGGGAAAUACAGCCACCCUCAGGUAAACCCACACAACCAACCCAUGGCAAUUAAACAGGAGAACAGGAAGUGAAGGCAGGACCUUCAGACACGUUUAGAUUGGUCUUAAUUGGAUCCCCUUCUCCACACCGUUGUAUGAAGGCUGGAAAUGACAGAGCUUUGUUAAUUAGUGGAGCUACAGUCCUUCAAUCAACACUUCGACACUUCGAUCAGCCUUAAAGGAGAGUAAGUAAAAGAAGUCAAGAGUGAUGGAGGGUAAAAAAAGAAGGUGGUCUAUAAGAGAAAACGGGAAGUUGAGCAAUAACGGUAAAUCUGAAAGUGUCCUCGUAAAGUUUUGUUGAAAUGUCAUUUGAAACAGGAGUGUACAUUUUGAGAUCUCUUCAAACCAAUGAUAUGAGACAUUUUCUUUAACUGGUGCCACAAACAUCAAUACAUCAGGAAGCCUCCAGCAGUUCAAUCAGCUUUAAAUCAAAGUCUAUAGAGAUGAGGUAGUUGUGUAGGCUGACCUGUAAGCUAGCAGAAAAUAAGUGUACACAAAACCAUUGACUUCGAGACGAGGGGACAGGAAGUGGUAAAAUGCUAAGUCUUUUCCUGGUUUAGGACUCCUUACUGCACCAUUCUAUCUACUAUUCCAGGAACAUUUCUGAGAGAAAGUGAACAGACAGGAGUGUGUCGACUAAAAGAGAAAAUAAAAGUGUCAGAAUUUACUCUGAUAAAGAACGGGAAGUGAAGGGAGGAACUUUAGAAGGGAGGCUAAAUGGGAAAGUCUAGUUUCCUAGUGUCCUUGUAACCUUGAUCCCUUUCAGGACGUUAAAAUCUCGGCUAGUCUUUUGUGUUUGGGCCGGCAGAAAGCGAUCAGGCAUGGACAGGAGGAAAUGUGGCAUGAUCUUUUUGUUCUUCCUCAAAAACAUUGAGAUGUUUUGAUUAUGAUCACCAUGUUUAGAUUACUGUUUGAAGGCAGACAUGCUGAAGAUGGUAGGUCUUUGUUUUUGAGCUACAGUACUUGUUGCCUCCUGAAUCAGCUUUCAAAGACAGGAUUUAUGUGUGAUAGAAAGUGGAAAAAGACAGGAGUCCGUAGGCUAAAAAGAAAGUACAAAGGACUCUGAAAGACAAGCAAGGCGAUGGUAAAACAGGAAGGGGAAGGCCGGAACUUCAAUCACGUAAGGAAUCAGCAUUUAGGGCGAAUCUGGACGUCUGAAACGGGGCCUGGUUCUCUUGUAACCUCGAUCCUCUCAGGUUGUUUUAAUCUUGGCUGCUCCUUUGUGUUUGGGCCAUCAGAAAGCGAGCCGGCGACCUGGAGGAAGUGUGGCAUUGUCUUGUUGUUUUUCCUCAAGACUAAACAGAAAAGCAGCUGAAUGCAGGAGGAGGAGGAGGAGGAGGAGGAGGAGGUGUUAGUUGAACCGAGAGAAAACCGCCUCAAAACCACUGUUUGGAAAUCUGGGAUAAGUUAUUGGUUCAAAGGUCUGAUUUCACUUUGCUUUAAUUGUUCUUUUUUUUUACUCUAUUUUGUAAACCAGAUGAACAGCACUUUGUAAAUAUUGCUUUUGUAAAACGUUUUAUAUCAAGAACACUUUUGUGAAUCAUUGUUUUGUACGUUUUUCAAUAAAGUUUGUAUCAUGUUUAAA